AUGAGUGAGAGUGGUACAAUUGAAGCAUUUGGUAUGGAGGAAUUUCCAAAAAUGCCUAAAAAUUACAUAGGAUUUCAUGUAUUGCCAACUGUCAUUACUCUAAAAUUAGAUGACUCAUCAACAAUAACAUUACGCAAUUCAAGUAAUUAUCUUGUUCUUUAUAAGAUUAAGUGUACAUCAAAUAAUCGAAUCAGUAUUAUGGAUUGUGCUGGCAUACUGCGUCCGAAACAUGAAACGGUCAUCCUUGUAUAUCGUCAUCAUUGUGAAAUUGAUGCAACAGACCGUUUCCUGAUAAUUUAUACAUUGGUUGGUAUGCAGUGGAAUGCCAAAGAUGCCAAUGCACUGUUAUGCUGGCAACGAGCAAAAGCUCAACAAAUUCCAACCAAAUCAAUAAUUCGUAUUGCCAAAUUAAAACGGCCAAAAGUAUCCUAA
This is a messenger RNA of Acanthocheilonema viteae, 432 nucleotides long. The record is from the annotation of a GenBank genome assembly. NCBI's taxonomy places the organism in Eukaryota, Metazoa, Nematoda, Chromadorea, Rhabditida, Onchocercidae.